CACUCGGUGGUUUCCGUGAGCGGGCCUGAGCGAAAGCGACGAAUCGUGGAGCGUUCGGAGAUUUCCGGAGCCUAUCGGGUCUUUUCGAACCACGACUCUUUUCUUCUUUCGCUCUUCGGAAAAGGAGUUCGGGUGUUGCCGGUUACCACUUUCGUCUGUUUCCGGAAGUAAGUUCGGUAGUUUCCGGAGGGAUGGAUGAGUGCCAAGCGUCACGACUCGGGUUAUCAGAAGCGGCGGCAGCAGUGGCUGCAGUAGCUGCGGCUGUGCGGGAUGGGCCCGAGGUAACGUCGGUUACGGUCAUGACUGGGCCUGAUGGCAGAAGUGCGACAGGAAACGGGUAUACAGAGGUCACAGUGUCCAGCGUCGGAGCUCCAGGGGAGAAUGUUUUCACCACGUCAGUGGCCAGCACGGCCGCUCUGUCUGAUCAUGUCCUUGCAGAGAGGGCUUCCCUACAGAUUGGAGACAGCUUGAGCACUGAGAAAGCCACGCUGAUUGUGGUGCACACUGAUGGGAGCAUCGUGGAAACCCAGAACAUUAAAGUGCCAACAGCUUCAGUGACACCAGGAUCUGAUGGGUCGUCCACCCCACAGUCCCCUGGAGCAGACAAAGAUUGCACAAAAUACAACUGGGAUCAGUCAGUGUAUGAUAAUGAAUUGCCUGUACGGUGUCGUAAUAUCAGUGGGAUCCUGUACAAGAACCGCCUAGGAUCAGGGGGUCGAGGCCGCUGUGUGAAGCACUCUGAUGGGUGGUACACUCCUACUGAGUUUGAAGCCAUGGCAGGCAGAGCCAGCAGCAAAGACUGGAAAAGAAGUAUCCGUUAUGCAGGGAGACCACUGCAGUGCCUUAUACAGGAUGGCCUGCUGACCCCUCAUGCCGCGUCCUGUACUUGUGCAGCCUGCUGCGAUGACCUCAGCCUGAGUGGCCCUGUGCGUCUGUUCAUACCUUACAAGCGGCGUAAAAAGGAAGGAGAGAUGUCAGCAGUUUCCGCUAAAAAAGAUCCAGCAAAGAUCAGCCUUCUCCCGGCUACAGCGGAAACCACCUUCACUGUAACGUCAUCCGGACAGAUCACCACCACAGAGUCGCUAGCCUUUGAGAGAGAAGCCACUGCGGAGACUACUACAAUCCUGACGGAUAGUCCUACACAGGGAGAUGUGUACACAGGGGCAGCAGUGUUGUCCUCUCUACCGGCGUUGGCACUAGCACCAAGCACUCCCACUAAGGAAUCAUCAGCCGGAGUGAUGAAUGGGUUGGAGAUGGCGGAGCAUCAGAGGCCCUGGCUGUACUUGGAAGAAAUGGUGAAUUCCUUACUCAGCACAGCACAGCAGCUGAAGACCUAUGUGGAGCAGGCCAAAAGUGAAGCAGCAGCGGCUGCUGAAAGGAAGGAGUUCCCCAGUCAUCUGUUCCAACAAACAGAGGAAAUAGAUGGGAAACACGAGAUUUUGCUUCGGCAAUCCUGCGUUAACUGCGGCAGAGAAGCCCUUAAUGAAUGCACAGGCUGCCACAAAGUGAAUUAUUGCUCCAUCUUUUGCCAACGCAAGGACUGGAAAGAUCACCAGCACCUCUGUGGUCAGGCAUCCGCCUUGUCCGUUCAUGCUGAGGAAGUUCAUGUCGCAGAGAAGGAUCCGGUCUGAUGGUGCUUUACGUGCUAUGUCCUGCAAAGAACCUUUAAUAUUAUAUUGGUGCUUUCCAUUAUUUUCCAUCCAGGACAUGUAGGAAAUGAAUCAGCAAUUCAUAAUACAGUACGCCACCUGAAAUAGGUCUGUGAAGAGAUUUAUCAUACAUAGGGGGACAUGUACUAAGCAGCGAUAAAAGUGGAGAAGUGAGCCAGUGGAGAAGUUGCCCAAGGCAACCAAUCUGCAUUGAUGUAACCUUUCUAAUAUGCAUACUUUAAAAGUAUACAGAGCAGCUGAUGGGUUGCCAUGGGCAACUUCUCCACUGGCUCGUUUCUCCACUGUCAUCACUGCUUAGUACAUGUCCCCCAAAAUGAGGACCUCAUUGUAAUUGGGUCUUAAUACUGUAAUGAGAAAUAACUGUCAUACAGUGCUCUAAACAGUAUGGUAUCAGUAUACCAUAGAUAUGUCAAAGGGUCAUACUGUUCUGAUACUAGCAUUGGGUUAAAUGAAUCCAACAUUACUAUAUGUAAGGUGAGUAAUGUGCUGCUUAGAUUAUCUAGAAUGAAAGUCCCCAUGAGUGGCAAGGACAUCACGGCUACAUAUAAGGGGCCACAUGCCUUAGAUCUGUUGAUGUCAGGGUGGGAAUCUCCCUAUAUACAGUACAUGUCUAUCAUUUGGAGGAGUGUGUUCAAAUGUUUAUCUGGAACGUGGUCACAGGAGUCUGUCUACAGCAAAAGUGAUUGGGUACAGUGUUUACAAUGCUCAUUUUGUGAAUUGUUUUAAAUUGUACAGAUAUAUACUAUGUAUUCGAGUAUAAAAGCAAAGUAUUAUUUUUUUAAUCAUAACGCUGAAUGCGCUAGUCUGAGUCUGCGUGGAGCAGCUGUUUUGCUGAGGGUGUUUAAUAAACUUUUGCCCUGCAAAAUG
Molecule: messenger RNA, 2537 nt
Organism: Pseudophryne corroboree (corroboree frog)
Lineage: Eukaryota; Metazoa; Chordata; Amphibia; Anura; Myobatrachidae
Gene: DEAF1
Product: DEAF1 transcription factor
Exons: 12
Coding region: 192-1631 (479 amino acids)
Biological process (GO): regulation of transcription by RNA polymerase II
Cellular component (GO): nucleus
Molecular function (GO): DNA-binding transcription factor activity, RNA polymerase II-specific; DNA binding
Source: RefSeq, a predicted model, not a curated record